This is a messenger RNA of Amoebophrya sp. A25, 1564 nucleotides long. Lineage: Eukaryota; Dinophyceae; Syndiniales; Amoebophryaceae. The record is from the annotation of a GenBank genome assembly.
CUGGGAACACAGCAUGUUGGCCCACAUACGUCCAUCGAGGACCAAGUGACCUCUAGUGGCCGGGCAGUCUUAGUUCGUAGCGAGAAGACGGCUCCGUUGGAUGGGCAAAUUCCGGGCAGAGGAGAGAAAGGAAGAACCGGAGACGGUGAGAAUCGAGAACAAUAUAGUAGAGCAAAUCAGGCGCUUCGCGACGCGCAUCAAGAUGCAAAAGUCAUCACACAGGACAGGAGAGGUACAACCUAUUUGCAUCACGAUGAAGCAGAGCAAGAGCUGCAGGUAAAAGAUAAGGGUAUAUUCGAGCGGGGGACUUCAUAUGAGGAUCAAGAAUGGGAGCAAACACAUUCGCACGCUGACAGAGUCGCAGAAACAGAGGUCGUCGUUAGAGGCGCUUUCGUUGAGCCCAAGAAGCCACGGGGAUGGUCAGCUAGCUCACCAGUUAGAGAACCAGCGGCCGUGCCGCGGCUCUUGCGCUCCCUACCUUCGUCUUAUACUGGAGGAACACAACAGAGCAGCAUUGUCGAGCAGCUGGGAGCGAGGAGGACAAGUGAAUCUGUCGCAACAUCAUCAAGGUCCGCGACGCCAACCGUAGAUGCGCCCUCAAUGCUGCUGAUCCUGAUGUCAGGCGUCGGCGUCUCUCUAGUUGGCGGAAUGGGCUUCCAUGUGGGGUACUCGAAAGGACACACAGAUGGACAGCGAGAGGAACGGGAGCUCCAAUGGACAGAGGCAGGGAGCACAGGAAAGAUGUUGGAGGAAGAGGAAGAAGAUUUAUGGCUGAAAAGCUAGUUCACCGGGAACCUCCGUGUUUCAUCUUCAACUUCUCUACUCAAAGUAAGAAUGUUCGACAGAUUUUUUAUUGGCAUCGUACAAACAUUUUUGUUGUUGAUUGAUGUCUUUUACAACAGUUGACAGGGACAGAUUACUAGCGACGCUGUCAUGAUGAAAGUUGACAGAUGUCGCUUCCUUAGUAACCAUCAAUGUAGGAGUAUCUGCGUUCAUUUCUUGAGGAGUCGCGAGAGCUUGGUGAGACGGGGCACUCUACUGGCGGCACGGGAAGUCCCAGCAGUUCGAUUUAUGUUGUAAAAUCUAAAAUCACGACUCUCGAAAUGUACUACGAGAUAGUGAAAGAAUUGAACUCUAAGGAUUAGUUUUGAAGGAGAUAUUUCGACUUCUCACAUCACGCGUUCAAGAACAAAACGAUUUGAUGAAUAGAAUAAAUAGUUUUUGUGCUACCUAAUGGUGUUCUGUGCUCUAUGGAUGUAGUUCUACUUUCAUACCAACCGGAAGCGGGAUGCGGGAGGAAAGCCGUUGUAUCGGGGUUCACUCAGUCCAGGAAUGCGAGGAAAAAUGCCGGGUGGUGGUGGCUCGCGUCCUUCAGGAGAUGCGGACUCCGAUGAUUCUGAUGAAGCGGGGGUAGUCGGAGGAGCGCCCACAGCGGGGCGCGGUGGCGGCUUACGAUUGAGCCUUCGUGCGCCACGAAAACCACAACCGGAGGCUGAGAGCACCAAACCACUUACGAAUAACUGCGCUUUUACCUUCAGUAUACCAUAAGUACGUAGCUGCCAAC